AUGGGACCUCCUGGGGAGCCUGACCUGUGCAGGACACUGGCUCUCCACUCCCCUUGGAAACCAGGCUGCUGCCACCUGCCCAGGAUGCACGCCUCUGCUACAGCCAAGUCCAAACCCUGGCUGCCACCUUUCCACUUUCAGAAUGGUGUCCAGAAGUCCUGGGACUUUAUGAAGACAUGUGACAGUGUGACCGUGCUCAUGUUCAACGCUUCUCGAAGGAGCCUGGUGCUGGUGAAGCAGUUCCGGCCAGCCGUGUAUGCGAGUGAGGCGGGGUGCCACUUCCCCAAGGCCUUGGCCGCCCCAGCCCAGGGUGGGCUUCAGGAGCCCGCGGCACUGCCCGGCUCUGUGGGGGUGACGGUGGAGCUGUGCGCCGGCCUCCUGGACCAGCCAGGGCUCUCGCCGGAGCAAGUAGCCUGCAAGGAGGCUUUGGAGGAGUGUGGCUACCACCUGGCCCCCUCUGACCUUCGCCAGGUGGCUACGUACAGGGCUGGAGUGGGGCUGACUGGCUCCAGGCAGACCGUGUUCUAAGCUGAGGUGACAGACGUCCAGCGCGGGGGACCGGGUGGAGGUGUGGCGGAGGAGGGCGAGCUCAUUGAAGUUCUGCAUCUGCCUUUGGAUGGUGCCCAGACCUUUGCGAAUGACCCAGACGUCCCCAAGACCCUCGGCGUUAUAUUUGCCAUCUCUUGGUUCUUCAGCCAGACGUGGAGGGCGGGAAUCCGCGCAGGGGAUGUCCUGUGUCCUUCGGCGGUGAAGCUGGGGCCUGUGCAGGGCCAGCUGGCUAGGACAGCGGUGGUGGGACCCAGCAGCGGGCAGAGACAGACCCCAGGGCUGCCGCUGCCUGGAUCCCGAGCUGGAGAGGGCCGUGGAUAG
This is a messenger RNA of Dipodomys ordii (Ord's kangaroo rat), 870 nucleotides long. RefSeq names its product nudix (nucleoside diphosphate linked moiety X)-type motif 14 (gene Nudt14). The record is from RefSeq and is a predicted model, not a curated record. NCBI's taxonomy places the organism in Eukaryota, Metazoa, Chordata, Mammalia, Rodentia, Heteromyidae. Gene Ontology annotation, biological process: ribose phosphate metabolic process; nucleoside phosphate metabolic process. Gene Ontology annotation, molecular function: metal ion binding; UDP-sugar diphosphatase activity.